UUUCAUGGCAGCAUUUCCCCUGCUUCGAUCUCCGGCUCUUGUCCCUCUUCCUCCCGCCGUUACCGGACCGUGAUCCGGCCAUGUUUAGAUCUGCGCCGCCGUUCAUGCGCGCCGCCGUUUACUCUUUUUACCGCAGCGACCGCGAGAUUCCGUGCCUCCGCAUUCCGCAGAUCAAAAGCCGAAAGCGCGUGGCACCCCCUGCCGGCUCCAUGAUGAUUUCCCGCUUUCCCUCGGUUUUCUCUGCAAGAAAGCCUGCGUUUCGAUGUGACAGUAAAGGACGCCAUUGAUGGCGGUAAAGGACGCCAUUGAUGCGCCUGCAGCACCGUUUCCAAUCGAUCGUGGUAAAAUGCGCCUGCGAGGGGCUAAAGGCGUCGUUUUCGGGUGGGUGAUGGGGGAUUGGGAGCCGCUUUUCUUUCCUCUCCUUUUCUGAUGGGAAAGAAAGAAAGAAAGAGGGCACCGCUCUUUGCGGAUCCCUAACAAAUCUUGUUUAUUCCCGAGUGGGGAGUGCUACAUCUGCAUCCAUAGUGUUGCAUGAUUACAGUUAGUGGGCGGUUGGACAGGUUCAGUGGCCUCGCCAGUGCCAUAUAUAGGACUAGGAUAGGAGGGGCGACAUGAACUCUCAAGUGAUAACUUUGUUAAGUCCAGUUGUGGCUUGUGACAGGACUCACUUCUCUCUCACUUUGGUGGGAAGGUUGAUGGAUCUGAGUGAUUUGGAAUGCACUUCAGUGGUCCAUCCAAGCUCAAACCCUUGAUUGACCAGUAGUAUUGCAAUCUGGGGUUCAGGUUUCAGUUGUCAGAGCAAUGACUUCCAAGACAAUGCCCCAAACCAUCCCAACAAUCCCCAACACUGAAGAAAAGAAGCAGUGUUCUCAGAAUGAUUCCUCUCUGGAUCUCACCAGUUCGAGUAAACCCAGUACAGGCUUGCCAAGAAAAUUGCCCGAAUCGGCUAUCCCGAGCAGUCAAAACAAAGAAGUCCAGUCCAAUGACCAGAAACCAUCUCACAAGCUACAUGAGUCCGUUGAUGUUACAUCCAGCAAGGUUCCUGCAGAUGAUGAGAAGGAUACAGUGGAAAAUGGAAACACAGAUGGAAACGUGAAAUCAGACUCGACGGUAGAUAAGGAUCAUGGUGCAGCUAGUGCAAGUGGAAGUGCCAGGUUGACAGGAAGGUCUGAGACUGGAGAAAGAGGUAUUAGCAGCCGAUGCAGGCCGAGCACAGGCAGUGAUGUCAGCGAGGAAAGCGCGUGCAGCAGUUUUAGUAGCACCAGCAAGCCUCACAAGGCAAAUGAUUCACGGUGGGAGGCAAUCCAGAUGAUCAGGACUAGAGAUGGGAUUCUUGGCCUCAGCCAUUUUAAGCUAUUGAAGAAGCUAGGUUGUGGUGACAUCGGCAGUGUGUAUCUUUCAGAGUUGACUGGAACCAAGAGCUAUUUUGCAAUGAAGGUUAUGGACAAGGCAUCACUCACAGGCCGUAAGAAGUUGCUUCGAGCCCAGACUGAGAAGGAAAUCUUACAGUGCUUGGAUCAUCCUUUUCUUCCAACACUGUACACACACUUUGAGACUGACAAGUUCUCAUGUCUGGUUAUGGAGUUUUGCCCUGGGGGAGACUUGCAUACACUUCGACAGAAACAGCGUGGCAAGUAUUUUCCAGAACAAGCUGUCAAAUUCUAUGUAGCAGAAAUCCUCCUUGCUAUGGAGUACUUGCACAUGCUCGGUAUCAUAUAUCGUGAUCUGAAGCCUGAAAACAUUCUUGUCCGUGAUGACGGGCACAUCAUGCUAUCCGACUUCGACCUCUCCCUUCGCUGUACAGUUAGCCCGACUCUAAUCAGGUCAUCCAAUCCCGAAACAGAAGCACUUCGGAA
Molecule: messenger RNA, 1856 nt
Organism: Triticum urartu
Lineage: Eukaryota; Viridiplantae; Streptophyta; Magnoliopsida; Poales; Poaceae
Product: protein kinase G11A
Biological process (GO): protein phosphorylation
Molecular function (GO): ATP binding; protein kinase activity
Source: RefSeq, a predicted model, not a curated record